CAAUUAUAUUUCCUGUUUUAGAUUACGAAACCGAAACUGGACUUUAUUUUAUAAAACGUAAAUUUGUGUCAAGACAAAUGGCCGCCAUUUCGGGGAGUGAGAUUGAAAGACAGUCAGAAGAACCACUUCGUCUGUUAUGUUCACCUUGUAAACGUAAGGAAAGAAAUAAAGAAGCGGACAAAUAUUGUGCCGACUGCCAUGAUUAUUACUGCUCGGAUUGUGUGAAAUGUCACGACGAUAUUCCUGCUAUGUCUGGACAUAAGAUUCUAGAUAAAGAUCAAGUCAAAGAUGGAAAAAGCGGAAAAUUGCCUGUAACACCAACACAAAGAUGCGAGAGACACGGGUUUAAACUUGUUGACAUGUAUUGUCAAAGUCACGAUAACGUUGGUUGUUCUACAUGUAUGGCAGUAGAUCACAGGUCUUGUAACGAUGUUUUCUACGUGCCUGAGUACGUCUUAGAUCAUGACCCUACAAGUCAAUGUGAAGACGUUCAACGCAAAAUGCUAGCUGUUACCGGUGACAUUGAAUUCCAGCUGAAAAUUCGACAACGGGAAAUGAAACGUCUGUUCAAACGGAAAGAAGACGAAGUUGAAAAAAUAAAACAGUUCCGGAUUGAUAUCAUCCAGACAUUUGACAAUCUUGAAAAGAAGAGCAUUGAUAACAUAGAAGGUAAAUACAAAGCAAUAAUCAAAAAAAUUGAAGAGCAAUGUACCAUACUAACAACAUUCCAGACAGAUGUUAAAUCUUCAGCAGAAGAAAUAAAAUCCGUCUCAUCAAACAUGUCGCAAAAAUUUGUGGGGAUGAAAGUAGCCAACUCAGUAACUGAAAGGGCAGACAAUGGUUUGAAAGAGGAGACAAUGGGAUUCAAAAGAUUUGAUGUUAUCUUUCAAGUAAAACCAAAGCUGAUGUCAAUGAUAGACCAAAUGGACAGGUUUGGAGAAAUUGUUGAAAAGCCUGCUUUAUAUAGGCUAGGGGAAAAGAAGGAGAUUAGUAUUAAACAUGAUUCAGACUCUAACUCCUCUUAUGAUAUACGCAGUAUAUGUAAGCCUAAGGAUGGCUGUGUGAUUAUCGCUGAUAUGAAAAAUAAAAGCUUAAAACGUCUUGACAUGACCUCAUUUAAAAUAUUAGAUGUCUGCAAACUUCCGAGAUGCCCGUGGCAAAUUUGUGAAGUCGACAAUGAUAUUGCGGUAUCCUCACAAGAGAUGAACAUCGACAUUAUAACUACAUAAGGUUCUCUCAAAGUAGCACGGAAAAUAAAAACCGAUCAUAAAUGUUAUGGCUUAGGGUACACAAAUGGUAAAAUUUAUGUAACGGAUACAAACAAGACUAUGUUUGUUUACAACAAGACAGGGAAAAUGCUGACACAAUUUUUUAAAGAUCAGUCAGGUGAUGACUUUUUUAGUAAUAUCUACAGUCUUACAGUCAGUCAUGAUGGUAAGAGGAUUUAUGUUGCUGAUUAUACAUUUGGUCUAGUAGUACUUAGUAAGGAAGGCAAAUUACAUGGCAAAUAUCAUCCUUCCAACAUCAAGAGCGCGAGGGAGAUUUGUGAAACAGACAAAGGAGAUAUACUUGUUUGUGGUGAAUUUUCUAACAAUAUUAUACAAUGCUCUCAUGAUGGUGAGGCGAUUGGAGAAAUACUUAUAUCUGAUGGUCAAGGAGGAGGUUGUUGGGCGGUUUGCUAUGAUCGCAAUCACAAGAGGCUGAUAGUUGGACGACGAUUUCGGAAUUAUAUAGAAGUUUACGAUAUAAAUUGAACAAAUAUAUAAAAGAAAUUUGACAACAACAAAAAAUAAAUGAUAUCUUUAUUUUCAUGACGGGAAAUCAGUACCUGAUUUAUUUAUCAAAUAAACCUCAUAAAUAAAUAACAAAGUAAUGACAAUAUAAGCACAAUUCAAUAGUCUGGUCCGACUGUCAAAGUUGAUAAAGGUCAAUGUCAUAUUUGAAUAAUUCAUCAUGUCGAUUGUGUCAUAAAACAUUUAUGUGUUCUUUUGUCCAUGUUUAAAUAAAAUUCAUAAAUAUAUAUCAAAGUUAUGGUCAAUUGUAAGGAAAUUAACUCAUUUGACCUUUAGUGUAAAUGCCAAAUUAAGGUCAGGAUCAAGUGCAAUUACACAUCUUCUUUACUGUCUUGACUCAAAGAAAGUCGUACAUUUUUCGAAAAAAAAUGUGCUAAAAAGACGUGAAUA
Molecule: messenger RNA, 2183 nt
Organism: Ruditapes philippinarum (Manila clam)
Lineage: Eukaryota; Metazoa; Mollusca; Bivalvia; Venerida; Veneridae
Product: E3 ubiquitin-protein ligase TRIM71-like
Exons: 2
Coding region: 78-1229 (383 amino acids)
Biological process (GO): positive regulation of DNA-templated transcription
Cellular component (GO): chromatin; nucleoplasm
Molecular function (GO): ubiquitin-protein transferase activity; zinc ion binding
Source: RefSeq, a predicted model, not a curated record